Acinonyx jubatus (cheetah) is the source of this 8241-nucleotide messenger RNA. It is a transcript of the gene SCN7A, whose product is annotated as sodium voltage-gated channel alpha subunit 7. Gene Ontology annotation, molecular function: voltage-gated sodium channel activity. The record is from RefSeq and is a predicted model, not a curated record. Lineage: Eukaryota; Metazoa; Chordata; Mammalia; Carnivora; Felidae. Gene Ontology annotation, cellular component: plasma membrane; axon; voltage-gated sodium channel complex. Bases 1810 to 6849 code for a protein of 1679 amino acids. The transcript has 25 exons. Gene Ontology annotation, biological process: membrane depolarization during action potential; sodium ion transmembrane transport; neuronal action potential.
GAUGAAGCACUCUGGAAAUGAAAACAACCUUACUUAGGGAGGAAGUAUCCUAAUAUGCCUCAGCCCUAGAUCUCAUUAUGACAGGAUCUACACCACAACCAGAGUACUCAGAGACUGACCGACAACCCUAUAUCUCCCAAGACUCUGUCUUGAAAGCUUAUGGUGGAGGCAUUUGUAUAAAAAGGACGUUCUUGAUUUCUGGGAGUCUGGUCCUACCAUUUUCAAUAACCAACAUCAUUUGGUCAGUUGUGAGAGGACAUCUGUAAGCUCCACCCAUGCUGACUAACUAUCAGCAAUGCAGUCACCCACCAUAUGAAUUUAUACAGACAAAUCUCAUUUUUCCUGGAGUUGGCCCCUUUCUCUUCUAUUAGUGUCGGCUAACCAAGGCCAGGCAAGUAAGCCCGCACCUCCACAAUGCUGCAAGAGGAAACCUUUAAGGCUAAAGAAAACAUUUUCAUGUGAGGGCUUGUAGGGAUGUUUUUCAUCUGGUCAGUAUCUCUUGACCCAACUGGGAUCAUGAUUUCCAUGUUAUUUGUUCAUUCAUUUCUAUUUAUAAAUCAGGCUUAUUCUAGUUGUACUCCAUGCUGACGGGAGAUGUCUCCUCUGUCUGGCAAACAGUUAUCCCUGUUGUAUAUGCAGUAUUUCUGACUGAAUUGACUCAACUUAUUGCUAGCUGAGGAUAACCAGUCUGUGGACAGCUUUGAUUGUAUGCCAGCUAAGUGCCAGACUGACUAUCAGCAUUAAACAAAAUCUCCGCCUCACCCCCUAACUGCUCCCCACUGCCCAGGCCAGAGAAAUUAUGACUUUUAAAAGUCUGAGAUUAAGACAGAGCAUUUGGUUUUAAACUAGAACCAGAAGAUGCUGAUUUGGGGGCCAUAGUUCCUGAUUGAAUAUAUAGUACUGAGUAGAAUAUUUCUUCCCUUCUACUUCAAAUGCCAGAGUGAGGCUCCUGAUCCACCAGUCUCUGAUUCUUGGAGUUCUCCCAGAGGUUGCAGGGUCCAAGCACCUGAUUACAGGCUAGAACUUUGGUUCUGGUCCAUAUUAGUCUCACCCUAACAUGUUUCAAAGUUGCUGUCCAAUUUGAAAAGGGAUUGGGUAUCUUUGUGCUAGAUUCUACAUUUGAAAAGCUGGAAUAGUUUUGGGGUGGGAGUAGAUCCUGGAAAUGCAGACCAACUCUUGCAGAGUGAUCAGGAGCAGAGGCAAGUGGCCAAUUCUAAGAGGCCUCCAGCGUUCCAGUGAAUGUACCAGUUGGGGAAUUUUUUUUUUUUAAUUUUGCGUUUCACAGAUCUGGUCACAUCUAAAACCAUAGCCCAAAAGUUCUCAGGAUUGCUGAUGACUAUAGAAGUUACAUGCAUAACAAUCUCUCCUUUGUAUUACUCUAGCAAGGGCAAGAAUUCAUUCUUCCUUCCUGAGCUCUUAAAUGGCCUCUGGCCAGUUUCUUCUGGUCAAGGGUCUGACUGACUAGGGUCACAAGAACAAUUAGUUUUGUAAAGAUUCUGGCCUUUCCCCAACAUGCUUGUUUUGGUGGGGUGGACAGGCACAGCUUGGAAGUUAUUGUUGUAUCCAUAGAAAUAAGUGAACCAUGCUUGUGAACCAUGAGGUUGCCAUAGAGAAGCUCAAGUGAGCAUACUUAAAACCAGGGCAGCUUUCCUUCAUGUUCCUGGAAGCCUUCCCCCUCUCCAUUGCUAGUCAUAAUGGCUCAGCCUGGUGAAACUCCAUCUUACACAGUGACUUACUGUCCUGCAUCUCCUCAGGGCUUUCAAAUGUCCACUGAGCUUACUUUGGGCUGAUUCAGGUACAAAAUUGGAAAUGGCGUCCCCAGAACCGAAGGGCCUUGUCCCCUUCACCAGGGAGUCUCUUGAACUUAUGAAACAGCAUAUUGCUAAAAAACACAAUGAGGAACAAAGAGAAGAUUUAAAGCCAAACACUGACUUGGAAGUUGGAAAAGAGCUUCCAUUUGUUUAUGGGAAUCUUCCUCAAGGAAUGGUGUCAGAGCCUUUGGAAGAUGUGGACCCCUACUACAAGAAUAAAAAUACUUUCAUAGUAUUAAAUAAAAAAAGAACAAUCUUCAGAUUCAGUGCCACUUGGUGUACAUUUUCUCCUUUCAGUUUAACUAGAAGAACAACUAUUAAGAUUUUGGUUCAUCCCUUUUUCCGACUGUUCAUAUUAAUUAGUGUCCUGAUUGACUGCAUAUUUAUGCCCAUGACUGAGUUGCCAAAAUGGGGCCCAGCAUUACAGAAUACUUUGCUUGGAAUUUACACAUUUGAAAUACUUAUAAAACUCAUUGCAAGAGGCAUCUGGGUAGAACCUUUUUAUUUCUUUGGUGAUCCAUGGAACUGGCUCGAUUUCAGUGUAACUUUGUUUGAGCAUGUAACAAGGUACUUACCUCUAAACUUCAUUCCAAUAUUUCGAAUUACAAGAAAUUUGAGAAUUUUGAAAAUUAUUCCUUUAAACCAAGGUCUGAAGUCUUUUGUAGGGAUCCUGACCCACUGCUUGAAGAAACUUACUGGUGUCAUUAUCCUAACUCUGUUUUUUCUGAGUGUAUUUUCUCUGAUUGGCAUGGGGCUCUUCAUGGGCAAUCUGAAGCAUAAGUGUUUGCGAUGGCCCCAAGAAAAUGAAACUGUAACCCUGCACAACAGAACUGAAAAUCCAUAUUAUAUUCGAGAAACAGAAAAUUUUUAUUAUUUGGAAGGAGAAAUAUAUGCUCUUCUUUGUGGCAACAGAACAGAUGCUGGUCAGUGUCCUGAAGGAUAUGUGUGUGUGAAAGCUGGCACAAAUCCUGAUUAUGGCUUCACAAAUUUUGACAGUUUUGGCUGGGCAUUACUUGCCCUGUUUCGGUUAAUGACGCAAGAUUACCCUGAAGCACUUUACCACCAGAUCCUGUAUGCUUCUGGGAAGGUCUACAUGAUAUUUUUUGUUGUGAUAAGCUUUUGGUUUGCUUUUUACAUAGCAAGUUUAUUCUUGGGCAUACUUGCUAUGUCCUGUGAAGAAGAAAAGCAGAAAGCUGCUGAAAAAGCUGAGAAGACUGAGCCACAAUUCCAGCAGACUUUAAAAGAACUUCAAGAAGGAGACAAAGCAGCCGAGACCAAGACCACACAAAUAGAAAUGAAGAAAAGAUCACCAACUUCUAUGAUCACUUCUUUUAAUAUGUUGGAUGAUUCUACUGCUACUGUGAGACAUGAAGAAGAACUUAAAAAAUCCAGGAAGAGACACCAAUUGUGUUUGUAUAGAUUUGCUAAAACUUUAUUGAUCUGGAAUUGUUCUCCCUGUUGGUUAAAAUUGAAAGAGUUUAUCCACAUGAUUAUAAUGGACCCAUUUACUGAUCUUGUCCUUACCAUAUGCAUAAUUCUAAAUGUGUGUUUUUUGGCCUUGGAAUGUUAUCCAAUGAGUGAAGAAACCACCAGUGUUCUCAGCAUUGGAAACCUGAUUUUUAUUGGAAUUUUCACAGCAGAAAUGAUUUUGAAAAUAAUUGCAAUGCAUCCAUAUGGGUAUUUUCAAGUAGGUUGGAACAUUUUUGAUAGCCUGAUUGUGUUCCAUGGUUUAGCAGAACUUUAUCUAGCCAAUGUUCCUGGAAUGGCUUUUUUAAAAAUAUUCAGAGUGUUGAGAAUUUUCAAGCUGGGAAAAUACUGGCCGACAUUUAGGAUUCUGAUGUUGAUUCUGAGUAACUCAUUGGUGGCCCUGAAAGGCUUGGUGCUGUUGUUGUUCACAUUCAUGUUCUUUUCUGCUGUGGUUGGCCUGAAACUGUUCGGUAGGAGUUACAAAGAAUGUGUCUGCAACAUAGACAAAGACUGUCAACUCCCACACUGGCACAUGCAUGACUUCUUCCACUCCUUCCUGAAUGUGCUCCGAAUUCUCUGUGGAGAGUGGAUAGAGACUUUAUGGGAUUGCCUUAAGGUUGCAGGCCAAUUUGGUUGCCUUCCUUUUUACAUGAUGGUCAUUUUAAUUGGAAACUUAUUGAUAAUUUACCUGUUUCUGGCAUUGGUGAGCUCCUUUAGUUCGUACAAGGCUCCAACAACUGAAGAGAAUGGUGAAGAACAAAAUCUCCAGAGUGCAAUGGCAAGGAUUAAGAAAGGAAUAAACUACGUGUUUCUUAAAAUAUCAUGCAAAAAACAAAACAUUUCAAAGGAGACAAUGGACAUUGUAAACAAUGUGUAUGUUAGAGAGAAUAUUUCUGACCCUACCCUUUCCGAUUUAAGCAAUACCCAAGAUUUCUUCAAGGAUAAGGAAAAAAGCAGUGGCACAGAGAAAAACACAAUGACUGGAAAUGAGAGUCAAUCACUUAUACCCAGUCCUAGUGUCUCAGAAACUGUACCAAUUGCUUCAGGAGAAUCUGAUAUAGAAAAUCUGGAUAAUAAGGAGUUUCAGAGCAAGUCAGGUGAUGGGAGCAGCAAAGAGAAGGUAAAGCAAUCUAGCUCGUCUGAAUGCAGCACAGUGGAUAUUGCUAUCUCCGAAGAAGAAACCGUCUGUGAACGUGAAAAGCCAAAGCAGCUUAAAAAUGGUUAUAGACGAAGAUCUUCACCUGGCCAAAUUAGUGGUGAAUCCAAGAAAGGAAGAAUUUGGCAGAACAUAAGGAAAACCUGCCGCAAGAUAGUGGAAAAUGGUUGUUUUAAGUGUUUCAUUGGCCUGGUCACUCUGCUCAGCACAGGUGCUCUGGCUUUUGAAGAUAUAUAUAUCGAUCAGAGAAAGACUAUUAAAAUCUUAUUAGAAUAUGCUGACAUGAUCUUCACUUACAUCUUCAUUCUGGAAAUGCUUCUAAAGUGGAUGGCAUAUGGUUUUAAAGCCUAUUUCACUGAUAGCUGGUAUAAGCUAGACUUCAUGGUUGUCAUUGUGUUUUGUCUUAGCUUAAUAGGCAAAUCUCGGGAAGAAUUCAAACCACUAAUUUCUGUUAAAUUCCUCCGGGCACUCAGAGUUCUAUCUCAAUUUGAAAGAAUGAAGGUGGUUGUGAGAGCUUUGAUAAAAACAACUUUACCUGCUUUGAAUGUGUUUCUGGUCUGCUUAAUGAUCUGGCUGGCUUUUAGCAUCAUAGGAGUGUACUUAUUUGCUGGCACGUUCUAUGAAUGCAUUGACCCAACAAGUGGAGAAAGGUUUCCUAUAUCUGAAGUCAUGAAUAAGAGUCAGUGUGAAAGCCUUGUGUUUAAUGAAUCCAUGCAAUGGGAGAAUGCAAAACUGAACUUUGAUAAUGUUGGAAAUGGUUUCCUUUCACUGCUUCAAGUAGCAACAUUUAAUGGAUGGAUCACCAUUAUGAAUUCAGCAGUUGAUUCUACUGGUGUAAAUAAGCAACCUAAUUUUGAAGACAACAUCUACAUGUCUUGUUACUUUAUCAGCUUUAUUGUUAUUGGAUUAUUUCUUCCUUUGAGUAUGCUGAUCGGUGUUAUUAUUGCUAAUUUCAACAAGCAUAAAAUAAAGCAGGGAGGCUCAAAUAUCUUUAUAACAGUGAAACAGAAGAGACAAUACCAUGCACUGAGGGGGCUGUUGCAUGAGGACUCUCAAAAAAUAAUACGUCGCCCAAGAAACAAGUUCCAAAGAUUCAUGUUUGACUUGGUAACAAGCCAAGUUUUUAAUGUCUUCAUUAUGGUUCUUAUCUGUUUCCAAGCAAUGACCAUUAUGAUACAAAGUGAUGAACAGAGUUCAGAAAUGGACACUGCUCUCUACUGGAUUACCUUAUUUCUUGUUAUGGUAUACACGGGAGAAUGUGUACUGAAGCUCAUCUCUUUUCGUUGUAACUAUUUCACCAUGGGAUGGAACAUUUUUGAUUUUAUGGUGGUUAUUUUCUCUAUUACAGGACUAUUUCUGCCUCUGAUGGUAGGAUACUACCUUGUGCCUCCUUCUGUUGUGCAACUGAUACUACUCUCACGGAUCAUCCACAUCCUACGUCCUGGGAAAGGACCAAAGGUGUUCCGUGACCUGCUGCUUCCUUUGAUGCUAUCUUUCCCAGCAUUGUUGAACAUCAGUCUUCUCAUCUUUCUGGUCAUGUUUGUCUACGCCAUCUUUGGAAUGUACAAUUUUGCCUAUGUUAAAAAGGAAUUUGGAAUUAAUGAUGUGGCCAACUUUGAAACCUUUGGCAGCAGUAUGCUCUGUCUUUUCCAAGUUACAAUAUUUGCUGGCUGGGAUGGGAUGCUCAAUGCAAUUUUCAACAGUAAAUGGUCAGACUGUGAUCCUGAUAAAAUUAACCCUGGGACUCAGGUUAGAGGAGAUUGUGGUAAUCCCUUUGUUGGGAUUAUUUAUUUUGUCAGUUACAUCUUCAUAUCAUGGAUGAUCAUUGUAAACAUGUACAUUAUUGCUGUCAUGGAAUUUUUAAAUAUUGCUUCUAAGAAAAAAGCCAAGACAUUAAGUGAAGAUGAUUUUAAGAAAUUCUUUCAGGUAUGGAAGAGGUUUGACCCUGAUAGGACCCAGUACAUAGACUCUAGCAAACUUUCAGAUCUUGCAGCUGCUCUUGACCCUCCUCUUUUUAUGGCAAAACCAAACAAGGGCCAGCUCAUUGCCAUGGAUCUUCCCAUGGCUGCUGGGGACAGAAUUCAUUGCCUUGACAUCUUACUUGCUUUAACUAAACGAGUUAUGGGUACAGAUGUGAGGAUGGAGAAAGUUAUUUCAGAGAUGGAAUCAGGGUUUGCAUUAGCCAACCCUUUUAAGAUCACGUAUGAACCAAUUACAACUACUCUGAAACGAAAACAAGAGGCAGUCUCAGCAACCAUAAUCCAGCGUGCUUAUAAAAAUUACCGCUUGAGGCGAAAUGACAAAAAUACAUCAGACAUUCAUAUGAUAGAUGAUGACAAGGAAGUUCAAGCUACCACAGAAAAUGCUUAUUUUGACAAAGCUGAAGAAAAGUUAACUAUUCAAAGCCAAAUCUAAUCCCACUUGCCACCUUUUUUCACCUUUUUCACAUAUUCUAAAAAUGUUAGAAGUUUGAAUCAGAAAUAAAAAUGAAGAUCAGAGAAGUAAAGAUUUUACUUAAUAAUCAAUUGUUUACAACCCAUGGAAGUUAAGCUUGUGCUCACAAGACUCCAUGUCAAGUUGACUUUCACCUUUGUAUACUGAGUCUAACCAAGAUAAGCCCUUAGAAUCACUUUAGUGAGUUAAAUGGGUUAAAUUUGCAAUUUGAUAAUCCAAUGCUUGUUUUCUCUAUCUGGCUUUUAUGGUGUGUGUUUCAUCUAGAGGACUGAGGAAGUGAUGGUAGAGAUGAGUAGCUUUCUUGUAUACUUUAUGUCUACUUUAACUUGAUGGGAUUCAAAUCAUCAUUAAGAGGACUUAGUUACAAAUAAACAAUUACUUUCUUAAUGUCGGGUAGUGUUAAUAAAAACACAGUGCUGCAAGCUGUUAAAUCAUAAACUUGCCAGACAGAUGUCAACUGGGGAAGAGAAAGGACAGGUCUUAGAAAGUGCCUUUGAGAUCAACCACAGAUAGUCUUGGGCUGAUUCAAGCCACUUUGGUUAACUGGAGCCUUGGUUUUUGUUUUUGUUUUUGUUUUUGUUUUUGUUUUGGUUUUUGUUCUUCCUUCCUUCCUUCCUUCCUUCCUCUCUUUCUUUCUUUCUUUCUUUCUUUCGGUACUAGGAAUUAAUAUUGCUUAAUUGUUUUUGGAUUCCUGGUUUUUCAUCUUUUUGGCUACUUCUACCUAAGCUCUAGUUCUUCAACAGAAUGGAUUCAUAGAAUAAGAAGUGCAAAGGGAACUAUAGUUAUGGCCUACAUUUUUCUCAUUUUUUUCUCAUUUAUGUUUUUUAAAAAGUAUACAUUUACUAAAACGAUACAAUAUAGAAACUGUUAGUAGAUUCAUAUCUGUCAUAACACUGAUGUAUUUUUACCAUUUAGCCAUAAUGCAACAUUGAGUAGUAAGAGCUGGCAAAUGAAAGUCAUAAUAUGAAUUCGAAGGGUCGGGGUUACCAUUAUGUGUAAGGAUUUUUGCAGUGUCUUGAUCUUUAAUUGGGAAACUGUGGCCACUUUGAAAUACUUUUCACUGACUUUAUGGUUCCCUAUAACUUAGAGAAAGACAGCAAUCACUGAAACUGUGAGGACUCUGAAUAGAUUAAAGUGUAAGUUUGUUGUUGGUGGUGUUGUAUAACAUUAGCGUAUGCAGAUUAGUUUUUACUUUGUCAUUUAUCUUUCCAGGUUUUUUUUUGCUGUUUUUAAUCUUAUCACACAUUCUGUAAAAUGUUUUUAUAUUUGAAAAGCUUGAAAAUCCUAAGUAUUAAUUUUCACAGUUGAAAUUAUCUUUAAAAGAUAGACACAAAUAGUUGGUCUUUGACAUAA